UGGGCUAGGUGGCGCAAGCUACCACCAAAGGGUGGCUCCAAAGGGAAAGGCCACAGUAUGACAGUAUCCAUAUCAUUUCAAGCAAAUCGGCGCUCGUCAAGAAGGCCAAGAUGACGCUGACAGAAGUACCAAGCGAGUCGAGAUUGCAGUCCCCUCCAACAGACGCCAUUUCUUCGCUCCAGUUCGGUCCCAAUUCAAACCAGUUCCUUCUAGUAUCUGCUUGGGAUUCUACCGUACGCUUAUACGAUGUUGUCAGCAACACGAUGCGCCUGAAAUAUAACCACAAGGGGCCCGUCCUCGACUGCUGUUUCCAGGACGCCGUGCACGCGUGGAGCGCCGGAGUAGAUGGCCAGGUCAAGUCCUUUGAUUUCAAUUGCAGCGCAGAGACUAUCGUCGGCAAACACAAGGCUCCCGUUCGAUGCAUCGAGUACUGCCAGGAUAUCAAUGUAGUCAUCUCUGGCAGUUGGGACUCGAGCGUCAGUCUCUGGGAUCCGAGGACACCCAGCAGCGCUGGAAACUUUGCUCAGCCCGAAAGAGUGUACACGAUGGCGGUGUGUGGGGACAAAUUGGUUGUGGGAACAGCCCUGCGCAAGGUCCUUGUCUGGGACCUGCGCAACAUGGGCUACGUACAGCAGCGACGAGAAUCCAGUCUCAAGUACCAGACACGCUGCAUCCGUUGUUUCCCUAAUCAACAAGGAUACGUACUCAGCUCUAUUGAAGGUCGUGUAGCCGUGGAAUACCUGGACCCAAGCCCCGAAGUGCAGCGCAAGAAGUAUGCCUUCAAGUGCCACAGGGUGAAAGACAGCAGCGGUAUCGAAAACAUCUACCCUGUGAAUGCCAUCGCGUUCCACAAUCUCUACAACACCUUUGCCACGGGCGGCAGCGACGGAUUUGUCAACGUCUGGGACGGAUUCAACAAGAAACGUCUCUGCCAGUUCCACAAAUACCCAUCUAGCAUCGCCGCGCUCGCAUUCAGUCCCGAUGGAACGCUGCUGGCCAUUGGAUCUUCUUUCCUUCACGAGCAAGAAGGCGUUGAGAACAUUCCACCUGAUGCCAUCUUCUUGCGUCGGGUCACAGAUCAGGAGACCAAGCCGAAAUGAAUAAUAAAGCUCAUUUUGCCCAAUGA
Messenger RNA from Ornithodoros turicata, 1126 nucleotides. RefSeq names its product mitotic checkpoint protein BUB3-like (gene Bub3). Gene Ontology annotation, cellular component: bub1-bub3 complex; mitotic checkpoint complex; nucleoplasm. Lineage: Eukaryota; Metazoa; Arthropoda; Arachnida; Ixodida; Argasidae. Gene Ontology annotation, biological process: mitotic spindle assembly checkpoint signaling. The transcript is spliced from 4 exons. Gene Ontology annotation, molecular function: ubiquitin binding. The record is from RefSeq and is a predicted model, not a curated record. Bases 111 to 1100 code for a protein of 329 amino acids.